This is a messenger RNA of Brettanomyces bruxellensis, 978 nucleotides long. RefSeq lists its product as uncharacterized. Gene Ontology annotation, molecular function: Rab geranylgeranyltransferase activity. Lineage: Eukaryota; Fungi; Ascomycota; Pichiomycetes; Pichiales; Pichiaceae. The transcript has a single exon. Gene Ontology annotation, cellular component: Rab-protein geranylgeranyltransferase complex. The record is from RefSeq and is a predicted model, not a curated record. Bases 1 to 978 code for a protein of 325 amino acids. Gene Ontology annotation, biological process: protein geranylgeranylation.
AUGAAUGAACAUAAUGAUGAUGAACUCCUUCUAGUAGAAAAGCAUACAAAUUACAUCAAAGACUUAUUCCGAAAGCCCGUGUACCUUGAACAUUGGAUGGCCGAUCAUUUAAAGAUGAAUGCAUUAUAUUGGGGGAUAUGCGCUCUAUUUCUAAUGCAUCAAGAGGAUGCCUUUAAAAAGGAAGAUGUUGUUUCUUUUAUUAUAAAGUGUUAUGAUAAUAAAUACGGAGGUUUUGGUUCUGCACCAAGACACGAAGCCCACAUUCUCUCAACACUAUCGGCUCUUCAGGUACUCAAGCUUUACGAUUCAUUAGAUGCACUCAGUAAGGAGCAAAAGGAUAAAACUAUAAGCUUUAUUAAAAGUCUACAGUUAUCAGAUGGUUCUUUUGAGGGCGAUCGAUUUGGUGAAGUGGAUACUAGAUUUGUUUAUACCGCAAUACAAUCACUAGCAAUUUUGGAGGAAUUGGACAAAUCGAUCGUGGAUCCAGCAGUAGAUUUUAUUCUAAAGUGUCAAAAUUUUGAUGGCUGCUUUGGAAUGGUUCCUGGAGCCGAGUCACAUGCUGCACAAGCAUUCACUUGUCUAGGGACAUUGGCUAUAUGCAAUUCAUUAAAUAAAAUUAAGAAUCCUGAAGCUUUAGAAUGGUGGCUAAGUGAUAGACAAACAGCAAACGGUGGUCUCAAUGGGCGCCCAGAAAAGUUACCGGAUGUAUGCUACAGCUGGUGGGUAUUAUCAUGUCUUUCAAUAUUAAAGAAACUUGAUUAUAUAGAUGCCGAAAGCCUUGUUAAAUUUAUAUUGAGAGCGCAAAACAGCGAAACCGGAGGGAUUGCCGAUCGACCGGGAAAUGAAUGUGAUGUUUAUCACACAUUCUUUGGGAUGGCAGGUUUAAGUUUAAUGAAGAAGGGAGAUCUUUUGCUUAUUGAUCCAAUAUACGGCUUACCUACAAAUGUCACUAAGACGAUAAAGAAAUAUCCGUAUUAA